AUGAGAAAUACUAACAUACCGCUUAGUAACCUAAACAUUCACGCACAUAUUAACUGCACGUAUGCUGACAAUGCAUGCUCUUGCCCCACUUUAGCCAAAGCUGACCAAGCUUUGAAGUUUCAAAAAUUGGAGCAGUUUUUAGCUAACUACUGGGAAAACGAUCAUUUGGCAACAAUAAUUGGGAACAAAAAAAUUUUGUUGACUGUAGAAGAACACUGUUAUUCUUAUAUAAGUGACCAAAAUUGCGUUAUAAAAACAGCCGAAAAUAGUUAUGAGUGUCAUCACGAAGAGGCGGAUACACGAAUAAUUUUUCACGCUUACAAAGCAGCACCAGGUUCAAGAAUUUUAAUAAAAUCCGUUGAUACAGAUGUUCUCAUAAUUCUACUAGGAAACAUACAUAAAAUCCCUGAUUCUGAAAUUUGGCUUGCUAGUUCAGGGACAAAGAAAAAAAAAAUCAGGACAUCAAUUGCAGGGAACUAUACGGUGGCUAUGUAUGGUAUCAAACAUUGUACCAAAGUAAAUCAAGCAAGAUAUCAAGUUUUCCUGAAGAAUUUUUCGGCAAAAGAAGAUAGUGAGAAAUUCCUUAAAAAAGUCAAAAGUUUUGACUCAAAUACCAUACCACCAUGUUGGGAAUCACUUAAACAAAAAAUUUUACGCACAAUUUUUGUUAAUUCAAUGUGGUUGAAUGCAACUGAUUCUAAUUGCAUAAAUUUACGUCCAGAAAAUUAUGGUUGGUUUUCGAUGGUCAUUUAAAACCAAAGGGAUUUGAUGGAGAUCAAACGCCCUUAAAAAUAGAUGAUAUUUUGCAAAUAACGGAUAAUGCAAAUGAAGAAACUUCUUCCGACUUAGAAGACGGCGAUAUAACUUCCGACUAUUCCGAUCCGGAAUAAUUUAAAAUUAUGACAUUGGCAUUUAAUUACUUUUUAUGCAAAUAUUUUUUGAUAAUAAAGAUUUAUAAUUUUCAAACUAUACUCGUGUUAGUAAAUUUAUUUUUGAAAAAUGUUUUCCAUUUUUUUUUAUUCUGAGAACGACUUCUUAUUACGCUUUUCCUAUUUUUCUUUAUUACGCUCCAAAAUGAUUCUCUAUAGUAUACUAUUUUCCUCCUUGUCUAUACUACAAAUACGAAGCAUGCGCACUCUCUCAUAUUUUACCGGCCGGUACCGCGCAGCUGCCAUGCUGCGUCCUUCUUUAUCGUAUAGAACAGUACGAGCAACGCUUCUCUGUCACACACAUUUCCAUGCUCCAAUUUUUGAAACUUCAAAGCCUAGCUACCGUUAUUUAUGAUCAGAUUUUUUUAGGCAAACUUAUACUACUCUACACGCUAUAUUUUUACCUACAUUUUUAUAUAAACAUAUGUUGGUAAACAGAUGAGCGCAAUCACUGAUAUCAAUUUACCUGUUUGUACCUGGCUACCAGAUUAAAGGGACCAGAAAAAGGUAGGCAACCGAUCGACUGCAUAUAGCAGAUGUAGUAUACUUUCAAUUAGACUAUGAGUAGUUUGGCCGACAAGACAGUCAAUUUUGAAAAAAAAUACUUUUUUAUAAUUUUAAUUAAUCAUAGCCAUGACCAUUUUUAUAAUGGCAACCUUAUUAAUAUACAUUCACAAACAUAUUUUAAUCUUUAAAAUAUAAUUUUCACCUGGUUGACAGAUCGGUGAAGGUCGUUCUUAUGUGGGAUCUUAGACUAUACAGUGCGGCAAUUAUUUAUUUUAAACAUAGUGCUACACCAGCAUACUGCACUUCCUUUUGACCCUCUACCCUCGAACAAGAGAGGAAAGGACUUAGUUUGCAUAAAGCCUCAAACCAGACAUGCCUUUGCUAAGCGUUUUUACGUGUUCUUAGGACCUUUCCUAUAUAAUAGGCUUAACAAAGUACUAAGUUUCUAUAGUAUAAACUAUAAAAAAUGUAGUAAGAUGUUGUCAGAAUAUCUAGUAACACUAAAUUACACGGACACAGAACAACUUCUAGAAAUUUUGUCAUAAUGUUAUCUGGUCUUUAUUUUUGUAUUAUUAUUUCAUAGAUAUAGUUUUAGGUAUUACUGUACCAUAAGCUUAGUUGUAGCAGCUAUUUAUUAUAAUAGAAUAUGUCUUUAUUUUUGUAUUAUUUCAUAUAUAUAGUUUUAGGUAUUAUUGUACCAUAAGCUUAGUUGUCGCAGAUAUUUAUUAUAAUAGAAUAUAUUUUUGUUUUAUAAUAGUCUAACUUUGUAUUUUACUGCCGCAAUGAAACUGGACUGUAAAGUGAUGGCCUGAAACACAGGUUUUUAAAUUAAACCUAGAUCGGGCGGUCCACUAUCAAAUAAUGCAUUUCCAAAUUACUGUUUUAUACCGUUAUUAAUAUUUUAGUUCUGGUAUAUUUUUAUCACUGUAAUUGUAUCAUUAUUGUAAUAGGAAACCUUGUUUCUGUUGGAGUAAUGUUAAACAUUUUUUGUAAACAUUAUUAUCUCUAUAUAUAAAAAUUUAUUGCACUUUGUUAGUCUCGCUAAAACUCGAGAACGGCUCGAGCGAUUUGGCUAAUUUUGGUCUUGAAUUAUUUGUUAAAGUCUAGGGAAGGUUUAAAGGGUGAGAGAAAAAUGUUUAAGGCGAUACGAAGUUUGCCGGGCCUGCUAGUUUUGAAUAAAUUUAUAUGUCAAACAUACCUGAAUUAUAAUGUUUACAAAAAUAAUUGUAUAUUAUUUUCUUGCUUUUUUUAAUAAUUAUAUUCGUAUAUAUUUGAAUGGCUGUUUUCUGAACAGUUAGUGAAUUGGAAAGAGGUAACAACAUACGGUCCUGGAGUGGAGACCGCGUCUCGGUAAACGUAGUGUAGGACGCCCCCAGGCGAGGUGGAGUGACGAUCUGCGCAGGAUGGCUGGCAGGAGCUGGAUGCGAGUCGCUAGUGAUAGAGCAAAGUGGCGAACAAUUGGGGAGGCCUAUGUCCAGCAGUGGACUGCUAUAGGCUGAUGAUGAUGAUGAACAACAUACUAAACUAUUAUAUAGGUACCUGACAAAUUCCGAGAUUAUCUUUCACGACCAUGACAGUUAGUAUAAUAGCAUAUUACUGACGCCAAUGCAUUUUAUUUGACUACAAUCAAACUCGUAUAAGUUAUAAGGUAGUCAUCAAUCAAAUGUUAUGAAUUUAGAUAAUAUAAUAAUUAUAUUUAAAUUGUUAUAUUAAUUAUAAAAUUAUAUUU
Spodoptera frugiperda (fall armyworm) is the source of this 3165-nucleotide messenger RNA. RefSeq lists its product as uncharacterized. The transcript is spliced from 3 exons. Bases 1 to 753 code for a protein of 250 amino acids. Lineage: Eukaryota; Metazoa; Arthropoda; Insecta; Lepidoptera; Noctuidae. The record is from RefSeq and is a predicted model, not a curated record.